Molecule: messenger RNA, 672 nt
Organism: Brettanomyces nanus
Lineage: Eukaryota; Fungi; Ascomycota; Pichiomycetes; Pichiales; Pichiaceae
Exons: 1
Coding region: 1-672 (223 amino acids)
Cellular component (GO): extracellular exosome; endoplasmic reticulum-Golgi intermediate compartment
Molecular function (GO): calcium ion binding
Source: RefSeq, a predicted model, not a curated record
AUGAACCUCAAAUACUUGUUUGGUACACUUUCUCUUUUCUCUGCUGUUCUUGGUGCAGUAGCUCCAGGAAUUAAUAAAGAAUCCGAGUUCAAAGAAUCGAUUCCUCAGGAAUUCCAUGGAUCAUGGCAGAAAUGGCACAUGAAAGUGGAGCAUGAUUUGGAUGAUGCCGAUUCAGAGUCCGUUUUUAAGCUUCACGAUUCAAAAAAUGCUAACAAAUUGAGUGCUUAUGAUAUCUUGAGAAUGUAUGGUUUGGCUAGAGAUGAGAUUGUGGGAGAGGGUAACGGUAUGGGUUCUCACGACGAUACUGAAAUUGUUGGCAAGGAGUUGAAGGAAAAGGUAAUUAAAGAAGUAAUGAAGCUCAUGGAUAAAGACAAUGACGGUGCAGUCUCAUUAGAAGAAUGGAAAGAGUUCAGCGGUAAAGGUGGGGAGUUCCCAGACUUUGGCAUCGGUUCUGGACAUGAGUACGAUUUCGAAGAAGAGUAUGAGAAACACCACUGGAACAAGUAUCAUAGUGAGAAUGAUCCUGACGUGAAGGUGCAGCACGCCGAGGACAUUGAACACGAGUUGCUUCACCAUUUCCAUGAAAUCGAGCAUGAACAAAGCGUUAACGGCUAUCACAUCAAGGCGCCAAUACAGGAAGCCAACAUACCCCUCAAAUUUCUCGUACAAUAA